AGUGCAAAGUCAAGUUGACCGCGAACUUACAUUUAUUUAAUUUGUAGUAUCAGUUGUUUAUUUCAUGAAUUAAAGUAAUAACUAGAGCCAUGUCUUGGUUAUUUGGUUAUAGUACAAAGCCACCUCAACCUCCAUCUGAUGAUCCUCCUGCCGAUAGCGGCGGAGCUGCUCCUCCUGUAACUCUUUCGAAAUCUGAGAAAAGGGCAAUGGAGGCUUACCGUUUUGAUUCAAGUGCUUUAGAAAGAGCUGCCCAAGCAGCGAAAGAAUUGGAAAGAUCUAGACAUGCAAAAGAAGCUUUGGAGCUUAGCAAAUUGCAAGAGGCAACAAAGCAACAGGAGCAAAUGGCUAAAAUCAAAGAAUAUGAAGCUGCGAUAGAACAAGCCAAAAUAGAUCAGAAAAAAAUUGAUUAUGAAGAAAGACGCAAAACACUCCAAGAAGAGACAAAACAGCAUCAAAUGCGUGCUCAAUAUCAAGAUCAGUUAGCUAAAAAGAGAUAUGAGGAGCAGUUGGUCCAACAACAAAGGUCACAAGAAGAAAUUCUCAGAAAGCAAGAAGAAAGUGUGGCUAAACAGGAGGCAUUAAGACGAGCAACAAUUGAACAUGAGAUGGAACUACGUGAAAAGAACAAACUUAAAACAAUAGAGGCUGAAGCAAGAGCUCGUGCGAAAGCUGAAAGAGAAAACCGUGAUAUAACCCUUGAACAAAUGAGGUUGAAGGCAGCUGAGAAUAGGCAAACUAUACUGGAAAGCAUAAAAACUGCAGGCAGUGUUAUUGGAACUGGUCUGAAUGCUCUUGUUACGGAUUGGGACAAAACACUAGCAGCUGCUGGUGGCUUGUCAUUACUUGCACUUGGUGUUUAUACUGCAAAGGGGGCUACUUCAGUAGCUGCAAGAUUCAUAGAAGCUCGUAUUGGAAAACCAACACUUGUUAAUGAGACGUCAAGAUUCUCAUUGUUGGAAGCGGUUAAACAUCCAAUACUAACAGUAGCAAAGGCUGUUUCUAGUUUCAAAAAACCAACAGAUGCUUUGACGGGUGUUGUUCUUGCACCUACACUAGAAAGAAGACUGAGAGAUAUUGCUAUUGCUACUAAAAAUACACGUUUGAAUAAAGGGUUUUACCGAAAUUUGCUAAUGUAUGGACCUCCUGGCACUGGUAAAACACUAUUUUCAAAGAAACUAGCUAAACAUUCAGGUAUGGAGUAUGCAAUUUUGACUGGAGGUGAUGUUGCUCCAAUGGGAAAAGAUGCUGUUGCUGCUAUUCAUAAAGUUUUUGAUUGGGCGAAUACUAGUCGCAAAGGUGUCCUCCUAUUCAUUGAUGAAGCAGAUGCAUUUUUGAGAAAACGUUCAUCAGAAAGGAUUAGUGAAGAUUUGAGAGCAGCACUUAAUGCUUUUCUUUAUCGUACAUCUGACCAAAGUAAUAGAAUUAUGUUAGUGCUCGCCUCCAACACCCCUCAACAGUUUGACUCUGCUAUAAAUGACCGUCUUGAUAAGAUGAUCGAGUUUGGACUACCAGGUCUUGAAGAAAGAGAACGUUUGAUCCGCCUAUAUUUUGAUACAUUUGUUUUGAAGCCAGCUUCAGAAGGAAAACGGCGAUUGAGUGUAGAUCAGUUUGACUAUGGGGCACUGUGUUCAAAGUUGGCUGCACGCACAGCAGGUAUGUCUGGCCGAGCACUCUCCAAGCUUGGUGUCGCAUGGCAGGCCGCUGCUUAUGCUUCAGAUGAUGGUCGUCUUACUGAACAAAUGUGCAUAGAAAUCUGCGAUGAUGCCGUCAGUGACCAUCGUCAGAAGAUGGAAUGGUUAUCUACAGAAGAAAAGUCGCGGAGUAUGAUGCCAUAUCUUUUGGACUUGCCACCUUUGGAUCAACAGGAAGACAAUGUGCCAAAAGCAACAAUUACCGAAUUGCCAGAUGAAGAUGGUAAUGCGAAAAACGAGACUGCACGACCCACAAAGAAAUCUGCCAAUAAAGACAAUGACAUGGAUAAGUGACACCUCGAAAUAAAUGAUCCACCUAAAGCAGACACUGUAUCUUCCAAUAGAAGCUGUAAAAGUAACAGUGAUAACAGCAAAAAGAUUGUGUAUGACUUCACAAUUUCAAAACAUCAAAAAUUUAUAGCGUUAACAGACCGCGACAUGGACAUAUUGAAGACUAUAUCACAAAAAAUUAAAUCUAAUAUUUAAUGUUUUAACUAAAGUGAUAUUAUUAUAAUUAGGUAGUGUAGAUCAGUG
Chilo suppressalis (striped riceborer) is the source of this 2225-nucleotide messenger RNA. The record is from the annotation of a GenBank genome assembly. Lineage: Eukaryota; Metazoa; Arthropoda; Insecta; Lepidoptera; Crambidae.